Messenger RNA from Diorhabda carinulata, 2283 nucleotides. Its product is annotated as protein N-terminal asparagine amidohydrolase-like. Gene Ontology annotation, molecular function: protein-N-terminal asparagine amidohydrolase activity. Gene Ontology annotation, cellular component: nucleus. Gene Ontology annotation, biological process: ubiquitin-dependent protein catabolic process. NCBI's taxonomy places the organism in Eukaryota, Metazoa, Arthropoda, Insecta, Coleoptera, Chrysomelidae. The transcript is spliced from 3 exons. The coding region runs from base 196 to 1128 and encodes 310 amino acids. The record is from RefSeq and is a predicted model, not a curated record.
UGUCUUGUGUGUUGUGUGGAUGAAGCAAACAAUAUUUUUGACAGUUAACAAUUUUAGGUUAGAUGAACGAUAAAAUAUCAAUAAUUGGUUUUAAAUAUAGAUAACAAAUUGUUUGAUAACCCCUAGGUUAAAUAUAAGAAGAAAUAAAUAUAUUUGAUCACAGAAAAAUUAUCGAUUUAAGUAUUUAAAAACAAAAUGGUGCUAGUAUUAAACGGAGUUUUACAAACAAAGUGCCCUCCUGACACACAAACUUUAUGCAAUACACAUCCUGUUUAUACAGAAACAGCUAACCAAUUGUUGGCAAUUUCGACUAAAGUUAUAGGCCCAGCUGGACUAUUGUAUGUGUUACAAAGAGAAUUCGCAGCAACAACUCCUCACGAUAAAAACGUUACAAUUAUAGGAUCGGACGAUGCUACUACUUGUAUAAUAGUAAUUGUUCGUCAUUCUGGAUCGGGUGCUGUUGCACUAAGUCAUUUUGAUGGAUCCGGAACAUACGAAGCUGUUCAUAUGAUGAUACAAAAAGUACAAGAAUUAGCAAUAGGGUAUCCGGAAGGUAGAAUUGAAUUACAAUUAGUAGGAGGUUAUACAGGGAAUAGUUAUUCGACAAAACUUUUUCAUAACAUCGUAGACGCUUUCCAUAAACUUCCCAUAGAAGUUGAUUUAACAUUAGCGUGUGUAGGUCAUUUAAACACCGUUAUACGUAAUGGAAUCCCAUGGCCAAUCGUUUAUGGAGUAGGAGUUAACAUGAAAACCGGUGAAAUAUUCCCCGCGACAUUCCCGGAAAAAGGUCCAGAGGAAUAUCUUCGUACGGCUCGUUACCUUUCCAGUUCAGGAGGUGAAGAAGUCAUUGAUAUAUACGAUUGUAAUUUAGGAAUGUUGAAAAUAGGUCCUUUCAACUACAAUCCUCUGAGAGCGGCCGAAUUAUGGUUGGCACAAAACGACGAAUUUAUUCUACAUCAACUUUCGACAUCACCGGAAGUUGAAUCGCCUCAUUUCGUAUCUCAAAUGCGUGGGACUUUGAAGUACAUUCAAGAGAAUCCAUUUCCGGCUGUGACAGUUUUUAGGGAUAAUCGACCACAUUAUUUUAGGAGGGACGAACAUUCCGGUCUUUGGGUGCCUGUUUAUUAGUGAAUUUUUUUAAUUUGUUUCCAGAAAAUGGUUUUUCAUCAUAUACGGAAUGUAUAUAUAGAAUGGGCCAAAUAGCACGACUUUUUUAUGAAGUAGUUGCUUAUUUUUUUUAUUAAUGCCUUUUCUGGAAACUUGAUAUAAUCUUAUGACUGCUAGAAAAGGAAAUCUUGUUGAAUAUUUACUGUUUCUACUAUUUAAAAUCAUUUUAUUUUGUAUGAUUAGAAAUAUUUUUGAUAUGCGUAAAUGAAGUUUGAAGGGAAAAGGUGAUGCUUCAAAUUGUGCUGUUACAGCUGGUUUUAAUCAAAUUUUUCUCCAUUUUUGAAAAUUUCGACGUUUUUUUGAAAUUCUGAGUUUGUCACAUAUGAAUCAUUAUUUUUGAAAUACACUAUAGCAACGAUCAUUCAUAAUCUCUUUUAGAUCAUCCCUAUACAUUAAAAUGGCACGUCUUUUUCUUUAUUUCAGUUAAUUUUUGAAAAAAAAACUGAAAUGAUUCAAUUUUUAUUCUCACAUUUUGAGUGAUUCACACUAUUUUUAAACCUCCUAUACUUACAAAAACUCUUUUAUUUUCUAUCAAUUAUCUUAAAAUAUGAAUCAAAAUGGCCCUACAAGCAUCUUUAUAAACCUUCAAUCUCCAUUUAAAAAUUAGCGCAAACUGAUAUUUUUUGCUAUAUUUUCCUUGUUGAUUCAAAUUAUCGCUCGUUAAUGAUAUGUUUAAUAUUAUUUUCGAUUUUCAUGUAUUUUUUUAAUCAGUGCAACAUCAUAAAAAUACUAAAAGCACGAUUUCUUCCUGAAAUUACUUGAUAACUGUGAUUCACUACUUUUGAAACCGACUACACAUACCUAUCUCAAAUUUCCAGUUAUAAUUCUUUAUAGGGUAAUUAGGUUUUUAUUGAUAUUAUUAUAUUAAGCAUUGAAAUUGUUACAAUUGUAACAUUUUGCAAGUUAUUGCGCUAUGAACGAAGUGCAAUUAUUACAUUGAAUCGAAGCGACGUUUUCAUAUAAUGAUUAAAGUCGCGUUUUUGAAAUUUCGAUGUAAACUUUUUUUUAUUAUCGUUCUCGACAUUCUUUAAUGUUGAUUAGGUUGUUAAAUUUUAUAUGUAUAUUAUUUGCCAUAGAUGUAUAAUUAAUCAAAUAAAUAUUUUAUUAUAUAAUUAU